Molecule: messenger RNA, 2906 nt
Organism: Polyodon spathula (Mississippi paddlefish)
Lineage: Eukaryota; Metazoa; Chordata; Actinopteri; Acipenseriformes; Polyodontidae
Gene: prmt5
Product: protein arginine methyltransferase 5
Exons: 16
Coding region: 33-1928 (631 amino acids)
Biological process (GO): peptidyl-arginine N-methylation; regulation of DNA-templated transcription
Cellular component (GO): cytosol; nucleus
Source: RefSeq, a predicted model, not a curated record
CCGGCUCCUCUGUGGUUCAAAGCCUGCAGAAGAUGGCGUCUAGCGGGAGCCGUGUGUCUAGCGGCCGGGAUUUGAGCUCCGUUCCCGAGGUCGGAGACACGCUGGGAGCCAUAGCCAGGCUCGGGUUCGAUUUCCUGUGCAUGCCGAUCUUUCACCCUCGCUUCGGGCGGGAGUUCUGUGAUGAGCCGGCCCGGUCUCGACCCGGAGCCCACGCGCGAUCGGACUUGCUGCUGUCUGGACGAGACUGGAACACUCUGAUUGUGGGAAAACUUUCCCAUUGGAUCCAAGCAGAUUCCGAGGUGAAAACCAUCCGCAAGAAUUCGGAAGCAGCUCUAGUCCAGGAGCUGAACUUCGCUGCCUAUCUCGGUCUGCCAGCCUUCAUGAUCCCGCUGCGACAGGAAAACAAUGCAAACCUGGCCAGGAUACUGUUGAACCACAUUCACACUGGCCACCAUUCAUCCAUGUUUUGGAUCAGCGUUCCACUGAUGGCGGCAGAAGACGUGCGCGAUGACAUCAUCGAGAACGAGCCAAUCAACCGCAAGGACGACGGAACUGAAGAUGAAAGGACCUGGCUGUGGUGGCAUUCCUUUCGGACUCUGUGUGAUUACAACAAACGCACCUGUUUGGCGAUCGAGAUUGGUGCGGAUCUCCCCUCUGAAGCUGUGAUUGACAAGUGGCUGGGAGAGCCAAUCAAAGCGGCCAUCCUGCCCACCAGCAUCUUCCUGACCAAUAAGAAGGGCUUCCCAGUGCUGUCCAAGCUGCACCAGCGAAUCAUAUUCAGGCUGUUCAAGUUGGACGCUCAGUUUAUUUUCACCGGUUCGAACCGUCACUCUGAUAAGGAGUUCCGCUCCUACCUGCAGUACCUUCAGUACCUCAGUGAGAACCGCCCCGCCCCCAACUCCUAUGAGGUCUUCGCUAAGGGCUACGAGGACUACCUGCAGUCUCCACUACAGCCUCUAAUGGAUAACCUGGAGUCUCAGACAUACGAAGUCUUUGAAAAGGAUCCCAUCAAAUACUCCCAGUACCAGCAGGCAGUCUACAGAUGCCUGCUUGACAGGGUCCCAGAUGAACAGAAAGACACCAACACACAGGUGCUGAUGGUUCUGGGGGCUGGUCGGGGUCCUCUGGUCAAUGCUUCUCUCCGGGCCGCCAAGCAGGCAGAGCGACGCAUCCGAGUGUAUGCCGUGGAGAAGAACCCCAACGCUGUCAUCACGCUGGAGAACUGGCGCUUCGAGGAGUGGGGUGACCAGGUGACCGUGGUGUCAUGUGACAUGCGAGAGUGGGCAGCGCCCGAGAAGGCUGACAUCAUCGUGAGCGAACUGCUGGGGUCCUUCGGGGAUAAUGAGCUGUCUCCGGAGUGCCUGGACGGAGCGCAGCACUUUCUCAAAGCGGAUGGGGUGAGUAUCCCCUGUGAUUACACCUCGUAUCUGGCCCCCAUCUCCUCCUCCAAGCUCUACAACGAGGUGCGAAUGUGCCGGGAGAAGGACCGUGACCCCGAGGCUCAGUUUGAGAUGCCCUACGUGGUGCGGCUGCACAACUUCCACCAGCUGGCAGAGCCGCAAGCCUGCUUCACAUUCCGCCACCCCAACCCAGAUCCAGUGAUUGAUAAUAACCGGUACUGCUCUCUUCGGUUCAGUGUCCAGUGCAACACGGUGCUUCACGGUUUCGCUGGGUAUUUUGAAACCAAUCUCUACAAAGACGUCACGCUGAGUAUCCGUCCACAGACUCACUCCCCAGGCAUGUUCUCAUGGUUCCCCAUCCUCUUCCCUCUCAAACAGCCGGUCCUCCUGGCCCGCGAGUCUGAGGUGUGUGUCCGGUUCUGGAGGUGCAACAACGGCAAGAAGGUGUGGUACGAGUGGGCCGUGACCGAACCAGUCUGCUCGGCGAUACACAACCCGGCUGGGCGGUCCUACACUAUCGGGCUGUGAGACCAGAACCACGACCCAGUAACAAGAACACACCCCAUCGGACUGAGACCAGCACCACGACAAAUGACAGCAGUCACAUCGUCGAGAGGGAUCAGAUCUAGAGCCGCACAAACAGGUUAUUGGGAUGGAGUUCUCCAUAGAAAUUUGGUGAGUCAUUGUUGUCCCUCGGGCCGAUUCACCGUUCAGGUGAAACAAGUGAAGAAACAGCUACUGGGGUUUAUGAUUGAUCGCUGCUUUUCUUAGGCUCUGUGGAGAGCAGCGAUCCACACAAACCCAAGCAGCUGUUUCUAUGCUAGUUUCUCUCUGAACGGUAAGCGCCCCUCACCUGAUUUCUGUGGAGCGCUUCAUCCCAGUACCCUAAGAAUUGGUUUGUGCAGCUCCAACAGCAUCGGACUGUCAAACAGAACCACUGGCCCAAUACUAACAACACACCAUCGGACUGACAAGAAACCGAUCGGAACCACAGUUCAGCAAAACUAAACUAUUCACAAGCAUUUGGGCACUAAGACCCAUUCACUCACUCGCCGUCAAUAGAAACAGAACGGACAGCAUGACAAAACCGUAGCUCGCUCGUUCCUAAACUAGCAGGUGGUGUCCAACACUAAAACUCGGGUCAACAGGACAGACAUUUCGGUGAGCUUCUUCGGUACACUGAAGGCAGUAGAGCCCAAAUGCUCGUCUGUCUCCUCUAGUUUUGCGUUGUCAUUGAGGCUGAGUACUGAAGUUAUGCAACUGGAUUCCGAGACCAGAACCUCCAGUCCGAUCUUCUUGAACUUAGUGGUUCUGUUUGUGUAAAUUUUGAGGAGCACUUGUUUCAUGCUUAGUCCCAUUUGCUUUUUGUGUCCUGCAGCGAUUAGGCUAUGAAAGAGUUAAAAGGUUGGAGUUUAAAAUCGUAUUUGAUCAGAUCUGGGUGUUUUUCUGUUUGAGAAUGUUUUGUUGUUUUUUUUUCUAGAAAAUAAACAAUUUAAAAUAAAUAAA